CCGUCUGAGCAGACAGCGUCCUUGCGGCUGGAAGAGACGGAGAAAUUUUAGACCUCGAGAAUCUUUUACGGUGAUGUGUUAACGAUUCAGAGAGGAAAGAAGACUGCUGGCACAAACGAAUUGGUAGAAGGAACAGGAAGUAAAAAUCAAACGGCGGUUUAUCACACGGAGAGAAGUUUUGAAGGAAAUCCAGAAUGUUGAUUCAGUGAAUGUGAUUUCAAGUGUAGCUCUAGACUGGCACGACAGUUGAAGGAGCGAAAGUUUCAGUCGCCGCAUUUUCCCUUUUUCCAAUGGACACGCACUUGGAAACGGCUGGGACACCAAGUAUGGGAUUACUUUUGUAAUGUGGAUUGCAAUUGCCUUUCAAGAAAAUAAAGAUUUAUUACAGAACAAUGUGAGAAGGUACGCGUCCUGGAUUCUCAUGUUUCUGGAUAUCUUGAAAAUUAUUGGCAACAGUUGAAAGAAAGACGUUAUGCUCAAAGGAUUUUCGUCCAGGUGUCGCUCCGACCGUGGGACCGGAACGGACCUAACGCCUUUACAGCAGCCAGUUUACUGUUUAGACAAGUUCUAGCAGUCAUACUUUGUUAUCCGUGUUAUAAACUUCACAAAUGCUUUGGAAGAAAUCGCUACAAUACUGGAUUGGAUUUUAAAUCGACGUCUGCAUUUGGAAUUUCAAUCAUGAACUUAUUUGACAGUUUGACAUUACUAUUUUUGACGCUGUCGGCUGUCAGGGGAGCCCACAUACCAAAGGAAGGCGGGAGGAGCGCGCAUGACGUGAUGCCCUUCAUGGAGGUGUAUAAUAAGAGCCUGUGUCGGCCCAGAGAGCUGCUGGUGGAGAUCCUGCAGGAGUACCCAGAGGAGGUGGAGCACAUCUACAUCCCGUCCUGCGUGGUGCUGACGCGCUGCGCAGGAUGCUGCAACGAUGAGAUGCUGCAGUGCACCCCCACCUCAACACACAACAUCACCAUGGAGAUAAAAAGAAUAAAACCACAAAGGCAACAAAAUGAUAUUUUUAUGAGUUUUACAGAACACAAUUCUUGUGAAUGCAGGCCGAAGCCAGAGGUGAAAGAACCGAGAGAAAAAAAAUCCCGGAGGGGCAAAGGCCAAAAGAGAAAGAGAAAGAAAAACAGAGACAAAAAGACUCGUGAAUCCCACUGUGAGCCAUGCUCGGAGAAGAGGAGACGGUGGUUUAUUCAGGACCCGCUGACCUGCCAGUGCUCCUGUAAACACACAGAGGCCGACUGCAAGGAGCGCCAACUAGAGCUCAACGAGAGGACCUGCAGAUGUGACAAACCCCGGAGAUGAAAGGUCAAUCUGCAGACAAGACCGAAAUGAAGGAAUAUUCAUGGAUAUUUCACAGCACAGCACUUUGAACUCUCAACCCAAUGCUCUCUCUCUGUAGAACAAACAGACUGAGAAACCACAGAGAAAACAAGAGAGAAAGAGAGAGAUAUUAGAAGAAAAAAAACACAUCAAAGAAGUGACAAAGAAAAUUGAUUUUAAAAAAUCCUCCCACUGUACAUCUGUGUAUAUACCGCGAUAAAAAAAAGAAUACAGAAUUUGUAUUGCUGCUAAAGAAAACAAACUUAAAACCACAGAGGUCCCAGAGCCCGCGGCCGCCUCCUGGUUUUAGACUUUUGUGUAGCUCCACUGUGGUCUUGUUGGCAAUUCAUUUAUGCAAAAACUUCACUGGAUACUUCUACUGUGGCCAAGUGCCAAUCAUGAACAACUGUGUCAAGGCGUGGAGGAAACAGGGGUAGAAGACUUCCUGUGAAGCAGGAAGGAAGGAGAGAACUCCGACACAGACUUCCUUUCCUGUCAGAGCCAGAACAGCCAAUAGGAGAUGGUGACCCAACCCUUUGUGAAGUCACUUCCUUUUGCAAGUUGUAAAUGUGUACAACUUCCUUCUUGGUCUGAUGCCAAGAGAAAGGACGAGGUGUCGUUCGUUUCUAAAGGGAUUCUGAUUCUGUCAUGGCUUGCACCGUGGAAACCACUAGUAACCACAUAUUCUGUAGCAGCUUGGAUUCCAUUGAGAAAAAAAACUGUGCCUCACAAACUGUGCUGAGAAAACACUCAAAAUACUUUUAAAUUAUUUUUUGCUUCUUUAAUUUUUGUUUCGUAGGAGGAGAGAGAUGUCUGCCAUUGAACUCAUGAAGCGUUGGAUGUUCUGUCACCACUGUUCAGUCAAGUCACAGUUGCUCACUUUAGAUAAUUUAUAACACUAAAGAUUCUUUUUCAGUAUUCAGUCUUUUCCACAUAUUUAAUUGGAUCUAUUUAUACAGUGUUAUGUCCAUACUGGCAUCCCCUCCCCUAUCUUGUGUGGUGUCAGGGACAGCUCCUUCUCAAGCUAGCUACCUGGAGAGCCCUGCUCUUUGCUUUUUGUGACAAAGAUUAAGACAAAUACUAUCUAGACAUUCCUUUCAUGGAAUUCCUUUAAUUCCUUCCUUUAAUGAAUCUAUUCUGGAUUUGAAAACUCUUUUAUCAGAGGGUGUAGGUGCUGUGUGUGAUUUUAAACCAGUGCUAUUGCCUUGUGUGUUUGUUUUGAUGUACGCGUUUGUCUUUAUUGGUACACCCAACGUGUGAUGUGUGUAUAUGUGUGUGUGUGAUGUGUGUAUGUGUGUGAGAGAGAGAGAGAACAUGUCCACGCUUGCCCAUCCUCAGAUCUACAUUGUGCAGAUAGUAAUAAAGCCUUUGCUACAAGCCAAGCCCCCCCCAUCACGGUGGGGCUGUAUUUACAACGAUAAGAGUGCGUGUCAAAGUGCCAUCUCAGUGUAACCUUGGAUUUCAUUACUUAUAUUUUUUCCUUUCCAAUAUUAAUGUGUUUUUUUUGUGACUGUACAGUAGUAAAGCAUAUUUAUUUACAAAUUAUAUUGUUUUUUUAUAUAAAAUGAGUAAACGGUUGCUGUGUUUUGAAGGUUGUCUGGAUUAUGAUGUCAGGGGUGUUGGAGGCUGGUGUCAAACUUUAAAGGGACACACAAGUUAGGUCAGUCCCUCUUAUGUGUAAACUAACGCAUAGUCAAAAUAAAAAUCAUUCAAAAGAAGAAACGUCUACACAGCCUACCAAAACAGCAGAGUGAUAUAACCAGUAUCAUAACAAGUUAUCAUAACUCAGAGAUUUCUUCUUUUGAAUGUCUGUGUGUUAAACUAUAGCCACAACAUCAAACAUUUGAUAAAUACUCCAACUGACCUUGUAACUGCUUCCUCCUGAAGAGCACUACAGUGUAAACAACCCCCCACUAGACGUGUCUACACACCCCUACUUAGACCAAAACGUUAGCUGUAUGAAUAAAACAUCAUGUAAAGUGAUCGUGGUGCAGUGAUUUUUUGUUUUGAAUGCAGAGUUAAUGUGGUAGGCCUACACAGCAACCAGAUGCUAUUGUAAGGAUCUUCAAGUUCAAUAAAUACGAUUUAUUUGGGA
Messenger RNA from Osmerus eperlanus (European smelt), 3418 nucleotides. RefSeq names its product vascular endothelial growth factor Ab (gene vegfab). The transcript has 8 exons. Gene Ontology annotation, biological process: induction of positive chemotaxis; sprouting angiogenesis; positive regulation of protein phosphorylation. The coding region runs from base 679 to 1305 and encodes 208 amino acids. Gene Ontology annotation, molecular function: heparin binding; vascular endothelial growth factor receptor 1 binding; chemoattractant activity. The record is from RefSeq and is a predicted model, not a curated record. Gene Ontology annotation, cellular component: membrane. Lineage: Eukaryota; Metazoa; Chordata; Actinopteri; Osmeriformes; Osmeridae.